Molecule: messenger RNA, 1398 nt
Organism: Neurospora tetrasperma FGSC 2508
Lineage: Eukaryota; Fungi; Ascomycota; Sordariomycetes; Sordariales; Sordariaceae
Product: mitochondrial carrier protein RIM2
Exons: 2
Coding region: 62-1216 (384 amino acids)
Biological process (GO): pyrimidine nucleotide import into mitochondrion
Cellular component (GO): mitochondrion
Molecular function (GO): pyrimidine nucleotide transmembrane transporter activity
Source: RefSeq, a predicted model, not a curated record
GAUUGCUGAAUCCAUUGACAGAGAGGAGAGGACAUCCGUCGUCAAGAAGAAUUACUUCACAAUGGAGUCACUGCCGGCCACCAGGAGGGUACCCGGUCCCUCCGACCAGCAUUACAAAGGCGACCACAUUCCGCUCGUCGUAUCCCGCGAAACAGGCGAUAUAGUACCAGAGUCACACCAAGCCGAUCCGUUAGUACGGCCAGACAAGAUCGAGGCAACCCCCUUUGCAAAAUCAUGGGCGCACUUUGUUGCAGGAGGAAUCGGUGGUAUGACAGCCGCAGCCUUAACCGCCCCAUUAGACGUUCUCAAGACGCGACUCCAGUCCGACUUCUACCAAGCACAACUCCGAGCCUCGCGACAAUCGCACGUGGGAGUGCCCCUCAACCCGAUUCGCGCCGCCUGGUACCACUUUAGCGAGACCGGCCAGAUUCUGUCGGCUGUCUACCGGCAAGAAGGCCCCCGCGCCCUGUUCAAGGGCCUCGGCCCCAAUCUCGUCGGCGUCGUGCCCGCGCGCUCCAUCAACUUCUUCACCUACGGCAACGGCAAGCGGCUGAUCGCCAAGUACUUCAACAACGGGCAGGAAGGCACAUGGGUGCACCUCAGCGCGGGCGUGCUGGCGGGCAUCGUGACCAGCACCGCGACGAACCCGAUAUGGAUGGUCAAGACGCGGCUGCAGCUGGACAAGAACGUGGCGGCCGAGAGCGGAGGCGUGACGAGGCGGCAGUACCAGAACAGCUACGACUGCAUCCGGCAGAUCCUGCGCAACGAAGGGCUCCGAGGCCUGUACAAGGGCAUGAGCGCGAGCUACUUGGGCGUGGCCGAGUCGACGCUGCAGUGGGUGCUAUACGAGCGCAUGAAGACGGCACUGGCGUUGCGGGAGGAGAAGAUUGUGCAGAGCGGGCGCCAAAAGACUUGGUGGGACCACGCGGUCAACUGGACGGGCAAUGCGGGCGCUGCGGGCGGCGCGAAGCUUGUCGCGGCCGUCCUCACAUACCCCCAUGAGGUCGCCCGCACCCGUCUACGACAGGCACCCAUGGACGGCGGCAAGCCCAAAUAUACGGGCCUGAUCCAGUGCUUCAAGCUCGUCUUCAAGGAGGAGGGCAUGGCCGGUCUGUAUGGUGGUAUGACGCCGCAUAUGCUCCGGACGGUGCCCAGCGCCGCCAUCAUGUUCGGCAUGUACGAAGCCAUCCUCAGGCUUCUUGGUACCCCGUCAUGAAAAAAAACCCAACGAUUAUGCGGGAUCACAACAAUUCAAUCCCGGAUUGAGACGGCCGGACAGAUAUUACCGAACCAAGACAAAUAGGGAAACAGACCCCCCCUUUUAUCCUCUGUCCCACCCUUUAUACUCAUCCCCAACAUUUGGACAGAGAACGAACACGAGGUACAUCCAUCUCAACU